AUAUAUAUAUAUAUAUAUAUAUAUAUAUAUAUUUCUUGCAUCAAAUUAAAUCAAUUUGAUAGUCAUAGUAACAUUGCAAAUUUAGGAUCCAAUGUUCUGUCACAAAGUCAUUUAAACCAAGAAAAACUCAACGUCAACAUUUAAGAUGGUCUGAUGGACCGACUCUUCCUGCUCACUUUUGGCCUGUGCUCUGUUGUGUGGGUUCUUUUCUGGGAAGUCAAGUGGAAGAAAGCAAAAGAAAAUCUGAUCGAAGAAUGGCUCCAUGGCAACAGACUUUCCGAAUACAGACACCUCUUUGAAGAUAUCCAGUCCUUGGAAGAGCUGACUUUAUGUGUCUUGUCCCGUUUGGAGGAAGCUCUGCAUAAGACCCAGCAUUGGCAGGAAAUUGAGGAUGCACAAAGCCAGCUAGUCCAUGACUUUGCUUUUCAGGAGUGGCUCUUCUCUCAAGGUCUUGAGCACUAUUACCACAUAUUAAAAGCCUUGGGGUGCAGCAGCCUGGAUGAUUUAGCCCAGUUUGAUAGCCAGCUACAGUUAUCACUGGCUGCCUGGGGGUACUAUUACGAAGAUUAUAUCAAACUGACGACCGGCGUGCAGGUCCUGCAAGCUGCGAGGGGACACCACGAUCAAGACUACGAGACUAGGCUGGUCCACAGCUUGGCUCAAAGACGAAUGAAUGAAAAGUGGUCUAUAGCUGGAGCACUGAUUUUUGGCUGUACUGUUGCACUGUGCUUUCUCAUAAGGGACCUCAUGUUUUACGUGAUUGGUGGAAUUACAGUUUCUAUUAUAGCGUUUGUCUUCACAAUUAAGUUUCUGUGUGAACUUGCGGCUAGAGUCGUCAGCUUUCUUCAGAAUGAAGACCGUGGCCGAAGAGGAGAUCACACCAUCUACGACUACGUUCGUGGCAAUUACCUUGAUCCGAGGUCGUGCAAGGUGACAUGGGACUGGAAGGAUCCACAAGAAGUGGGACACACUAUGACCUUCAGAGUUUACCUGUUCUAUAAAAAUGGGCAGCCAUUUCCAGCAAACCGGCCCGUGGGUUUGCGAGUCCAAAUCUCCCAUGUAGAGUUGGCUCUGGAUAUUCCUGUGACUCAAGAAGUGCUUCAGGAACCCAGUUUGAAUGUGGUUAAGGUCGUCUUCACAGUACGAAAAGCAGGCCGCUACGAAAUAACUGUCAAGCUAAGGGGGCUGAAUGUGGCUUAUAGUCCUUAUUACAAAAUAUUUCAGCCAGGUACAGUCGUUCCAUCAAAAACUAAGAUUGCAUACCAUUUUUCCACAUUGGUUUUGACAAUUGCACAGCAGCAUACAAUGCAAAUUGAACCCAGGGAUGAGUAUGGCAAUCCCACCAGUAAUUCUGUAUCCCUAAUUGAUGAAGAUAACUACAGUGUGCAAGUCCAUGAGCUUGGGACCCAAAAUGAGGAGAACCCAGAGAAUUACUAUAGCAAAUCAGUAUCGUCCAGUAAGUUGCAGUGCCAGGUGUUGCUGAGACUGACCAUCAGGAAGAAGGGCUGUUUCCAUGCCUGUAUCUCCUACCAUAAUCAACCGAUCAGCAAUGGAGAGUUUGACAUCAUUGUUCUCAAUGAGAAUGAAAAGAACACUGUAGAAAAGAGUGUCUCUACACCGGGAAUGAGUAUUUACUUUGAGGCCUACCUUUACAGCACAGGGAAUUAUUCUAACUCUACGUGGCAGUUAUUCCCCUCUGCACUGCUGGUCUCACAGCGGCGCCCAUCAACUGCCAACGAGGAAGAGGACGAGGAGUGGGACUCCCCUUCUGAGGGAACACUGGACAAAGUGAAGAAACCAAAAAAGGUGUUUUGUUACAUAUCACCAAAGCAACUCUCCGUGAAGGAAUUUUACCUGAAAAUUAUUCCAUGGCGACUUUUUACCUUCAGAGUAUGUCCAGGAACGAAGUUUUCAUACCACGGCCCUGAUCCCAUUCACAAACACCUGACUCUGGUGGUGGACGAUGGGAUGCAGCCACCAGUAGAGCUCGGCUGCAAAGACAGAAACAUCAUGGCUGCAACAUUCAUAAGGUUUCUGCACAAAAACAUAGGAGGCUCGGAAACUUUCCAGGACAAGGUGAACUUCUUUCAGAGAGAACUCCGGCAGUUGCAUUCAAAAAGACCUCGCAACAAGACAUGCUUGAAGAUCAGUCGACAUUCUCUCCUUGAUUCAUCUCUGAAAGUGACACGAAACUUCUCAGUGUCGGACUGGAGCAAGAUCUUUGAAGUUGUUUUCCAAGAUGAAGAAGCGCUUGACUGGGGUGGGCCCAGAAGAGAGUGGUUUGAGCUGGUCUGCAAAUCACUUUUCGACACAUCCAAUGAGCUGUUCACACGCUUCAGUGAUAACAACCAGGGCUUGGUCCACCCGAAUGCAGACCGUCCCCCUCAUCUCAGACUGAAGGUGUACGAGUUUGCUGGGAAAGUGGUUGGAAAGUGCUUGUACGAGUCAGCCAUGGGUGGGUCAUACAAACAGCUGGUACGAGCGAGGUUUUCACGUUCCUUCCUGGCUCAGAUCAUAGGCCUACGGAUGACCUACAAGUACUUUGAAACAGAUGAUCAGGAAUUCUACAAAACCAAAGUUUGCUUCAUUCUCAAUAACGAUGUCAGUGAAAUGGACCUUGUCUUUGCUGAGGAGAAAUACAACAAAUCAGGGCAACUGGAGAAGGUGGUGGAGCUAAUAUCUGGUGGUGCUCAGAUCCCAGUUACCAAUGAGAACAAGAUGUUCUACCUGAACCUCCUAGCACAGUACAGGCUGGCCAACCAGGUCAGAGAGGAGGUGGAACACUUCCUAAAGGGUUUGAAUGAAUUGGUUCCUGAAAACCUCUUGGCCAUAUUCGAUGAAAAUGAGUUAGAGCUGCUGAUGUGUGGCACAGGAGAUAUCAAUGCCUUGGAUUUUAAAGCCCAUUCUGUGAUUGUGGGAGGAUCUUGGCACUUCAAAGAGAAGGUAAUGAAGUGGUUUUGGGCUGUAGUGUCGAGUUUUACCCAGGAAGAACUAGCUCGUUUACUGCAGUUCACAACCGGCUCUUCGCAGCUUCCUCCCGGAGGCUUUGCCGUGCUGUGCCCUUCUUUCCAGAUCAUAGCUGCACCCACACACAGCACACUGCCAACUGCACACACCUGUUUUAACCAGCUGUGCCUCCCUACCUAUGACUCCUAUGAGGAGCUGCACAAAAUGCUGAAGCUGGCCAUCAGUGAGGGAAGUGAAGGGUUUGGAAUGCUAUGACCCUCCUGUUAUCUAACACCUUGCUGAAGGUAUUGCACAUGAAGAAUUAGGGGGAUGCCCACAAGUACUGUAGACAUUGGAAUCAGAAGCUGACAGCAGGGCUGCUUUCCUUUUUUACCAAGAAUUACAACUUCUGCAGUAAGGGCGCUAUCCCCAAAAUCUCAGUCUACUGGGAUCCUGUCCCUAAAACUCUGUACAGCUCUAUAGGUGCUUUUGUAGUGGGAGUGUGUACAGGCACAAUAUGUCCUGAAGUCCUCUUGCUGACAUCAAGAUGUGAAGUAUUAGUAUGGUACAAUAACGUUUUAUUCCACAUGCUAAAAAUACAUAGUGUAGGUAAUGUAUUAUAGUGCUGUCUCUAGGGAUGAGUGAGAAAGGGAAUAACCCUAUUCCAGCUCAAAUAAAUUACAUUUUUAUCAUAACCAUUUGGAGCAGCUUGAAGCAGAGCUGUGCAAAAUGAUUAUCUAAAAUUAGCAUUGACCCACCUGAUUAUUGGUGCUGCUGCCACCAUGUGCCUCUUAGCAGUUUUAAUUAAACUACUAUAGAGAACAAUUAAGCUUAUAACCUUGCUGUAGUGUCAAACAGCAACAGAUUCCAGUGAUCUGUAUGGGGUGGGAGCAUCUAUCAUGCAGAGCUGUUUAUAUUCCCUGAACUCACUGGCGUUUGGUGGCUGUAGAAUUGAGGAAGGGCGGGGCUGAUAUGUACAGUACACAAAUACGGUAAAGAGCCUUCAGUGAAAAGGUAUACUAAUCUCACCUAUUCAGAGAAGUCUAAUUAGGUUUGUAACAAUGAGAUUUAAGGGAGUUCGCAAUCAUUUUCAUGUGUGGCAGAGAAGAAGGUUGUUGGGUUUUAUAUGUUUUUAUACUCCUUCAGUAAAACAAUUGGUAUACUUAUUUUUUUUGUUCUAUUUUCAAAACAGGUACAAUGUUUCACAAUAUUAUUGUUAUUUCAAUUUUAUUUUUCUGUGUUGGCUGGAUUCCAAACCAAAACAAUAUGCUAUACAGUAGUACUUUGUAAAAUAUCAUUAAAUAAAUACAUACGUAAUAUAAAUAUUGAUUUAAAAACUGAUGAGUUGUCAAAGUCUUGGAAGUAGAGAUAAUCUUCUUAUUUAUUAUUAGAAAUCAAAUUCUCAUGUUCUAAAUAGAAAGCAUGCAUUUCUGCAUUAAUGCAUGUCGGUGUACCAAGGUCUGCUCCAAUUUCAGGUCUUUGUUGCUAAACUGUAAAGGAUUUGCCUUUUUUGUUGUUUCUUUAAUAAAAUGAUUUUUUUGGUUGUUGUUGAAAGAACGCUAUUUAAAGGUGUGUUUGCUUAAAGAAUCAAUUAAGUUGUUAGAUUAGAACAGACACGAGUGUAUGUGUCUGUAUUUUAUAUAUAUAUACACAAGCUCAUUUUCCUCCAAAAAUAUGGUUUAUAAUUACAUUUUCAGUUGAUUUCUAUGCAUUUAUUUUUGUCUAGAUUAAAAUGUGAAGUACUGUAAUUCUAUAACACAUUUACAGUAGCUUGCUAAGUAUGUAAAAAAAAAAUGAUUACAGUAUAUUUUAUUAAGCAUAGUUAGUCGUAAAUUGUCAAUACAAAAAACAUCAAACCUUUAGCAUUAAACAUUAAGCAUUGAAAGCUUGUUUCUAUCGUUAAUACUCUACAGUAUGUAUAUGCUACUGCAUCGUUAACUCACACCUCUCUGUGAUCUGUUUCUAGUUAAAACUGAUUGAUCUGGUAAUUAGCAUAAUUAGCUGUGCUAAGAAACUGCAUUCAUUCUGCUGGGACCUGGGAACCAAUAGCUUUGAAACAGCUGCUGUCUGACCAAUGAAUCAUUUUGUAAUCUUCAUAAAGCUCCUCCUCUUAAUUCUACUAUUUUCUUAAUUCUAAUCUAUUACAAUACUGAUUGAACCCUGAUAACUGUACUUAAACAAUUCACUUAAUAUCUUUUCAACAUGGAAUAGUGAGAUGUGAGUUAUAUUUGGUGGUAGUUGGCUUUUUUAUUAUAAUGAUGCCUUUAGAUAAAGUCUCUAAACAUAGAGAAUGGAAAUAUCAAGCAGAUAAAUGAAUCUCUGGUUAAGUGGUGUCUGUAUCACUCUGUUAAUGAGGUUUGUAAGAAAUCAUGUGGUCUAAGAUAACGCAUAGAAGAUACUAACUAGUCAAUCACAUGCUGCAACACAAACAAUGCACUCUUCUGCUGUGUAAUAUUCCUCUAUCUGUAUUUACAAGUUCAUUGGGGUUUUUUAGCAGAUAUACAUAUUGUGAAUUACACACAUGCCUAUGCCUGGAACUUGUGGUGAAAUAACGUUUUUUAUUAUGAACAAUUAUUAUUUCAGCCAUCAAAAUGUUUGAAUUUUAAACAAUUUAAAAUAUUUUGCAGCUACAGCUGCUACUGGGUUGAUGAAAUAAAUAAAC
This is a messenger RNA of Polyodon spathula (Mississippi paddlefish), 5608 nucleotides long. RefSeq names its product apoptosis-resistant E3 ubiquitin protein ligase 1-like. Gene Ontology annotation, molecular function: ubiquitin-protein transferase activity. The transcript is spliced from 21 exons. The record is from RefSeq and is a predicted model, not a curated record. Lineage: Eukaryota; Metazoa; Chordata; Actinopteri; Acipenseriformes; Polyodontidae. Gene Ontology annotation, biological process: protein polyubiquitination; negative regulation of apoptotic process; positive regulation of protein catabolic process. Bases 154 to 3222 code for a protein of 1022 amino acids.